AUGACUCGCCAAAGUUUUCCGUAACUCUUUCCUUUGUUUGGAUUUAUUUUUUAUCAUUAAACUAACACUUUUAGGUGACAGUUAUUUUUAGUCAUAUACGUGUAUUUCGUGUUUGUAAAAUUUCCCAUUUAAAACUCUGACAUCGCAGGCGGUGAUUCUCUGACUGCCGAGUGUUCACAAGCACCUCCUCCUUCAGCCUGCAGUGGUGGCACCACACUCUCGAUCAUCAUGACAUAUUUUUCAGGAUUUGCUCUCUUAAGGUUCCAAAUGCUCCAGUUCUGGAUUGAGAUGUUCCCCUGAGUUAAAGUCUCUAUCGUGACGAAGGUUUUCCUAAUAUUAACUCAACUGAGAACACACAAUGGCUAACAAUAUAAUUGUGGAGCAGCAGUUUUCUCACAAAUUCACAGUGACGGUGGUUGGAGCUGAGAGCGUCACUAAGGGAGCGCUCGGUGAUUUGUUGGACACCCCAGAUCCGUAUGUGGAGCUCUUCAUCCCAACGGCCCCGGAGAGCAGAAAGAGGACUAAGCACAUAGACAAUGACAUCAACCCGAAAUGGAACGAGACCUUUCACUUCAUUUUAGACCCCAACCAGCACAACAUCCUGGAGUUAACAUUAAUGGAUGCCAAUUAUGUGAUGGAUGAGACGCUUGGGACCACCACCUAUGACAUCUCCAAGAUCCACAUAGGCCAGAAAAAGACGGAGUCUUUCCUCAUAGGCAAAGCAACCAAAGUAUUCUUAGAGAUGUCGCUCGAGAUCUGUACCAAACUGGACCUGCGGUUCAGCCUGGCCCUGUGUGACAAAGAGAAGCAGUUCAGACAGACACGCAGAGAGAGAGUGAUGCUGGGCAUCAAGAAGCUGCUAGACAUGGAGAAGCCUCGUUUCCUCCCCAGCUCUCCAGAAGAGGUGCCGGUGAUCGCCAUAGCGGGCUCAGGAGGCGGUUUCCGAGCCAUGGUCGGCUUCUCAGGUGUUAUGAAAGCCCUGUUUGAGUCUGGGGUCCUGGAUUGUGCCACAUAUGUUGCCGGCCUCUCCGGAUCUACAUGGUACAUGGCCUCUCUCUACUCCCACCCAGAAUUUCCAAAUAAAGGCCCAAAGGACAUCAACCCUGAGCUGAUGAAGAGAGUGAGCAGUAACCCACUGAAGCUGUUGCUUCCUCAACACAUCACCAGCUACAUCCAGGCCCUCUGGUCGAAAAAGGCUUCAGGGCAGCCUGUUACUUUUACUGAUAUCUUUGGUAUGCUCAUAGGAGAGACGCUUAUACCUGCGAGGAUGGACAUCAAACUGAGUAGUAUCCAGGAGAAAAUAAACCAGGCCCAGAGUCCUCUUCCUCUCUUCACAUGUCUGCAUGUCAAGCCAGAUGUGUCUGAGCUCAUGUUUGCAGACUGGGUGGAGUUCAGUCCGUAUGAAAUUGGGAUGGCAAAAUACGGCACCUUCAUGACCCCCGACUUGUUUGGAAGCAAGUUCUUCAUGGGAACAGCUGUCAAGAAACACGAGGAGAACCCUCUUCAUUUUCUGAUGGGUGUUUGGGGCAGCGCCUUCUCCAUCCUGUUCAACAGAGUGCUGGGAGUCAAAGACACGGUCGGAGGCAGCACCAUGGAGGAGGAGCUAGAGCAGAUCAAACCGCAGCACAUCGUCGGAGAAGACAGUCUGGACAAUGACGACGAGCCACUUAAAAGUGGGACGGAGAACCAGGAAGCAGAAGACGAGUACAGUCGCACCGCUCAGGCUAGCUGGGUUCAACGAAUGUUCACGUCGCUCUUCAGUGACUCAGCAUUAUUUAACACAAGAGAGGGCCGGGCCGGGAAGGUGCAUAAUUUCAUGCUGGGCCUGAACCUGAACACCAGCAUGCCCUUCUCACCGAUUGGUGAGGUCCUGUGCCACGCCGCCACGCCUGAGGAGGAGGUGGACGCUGUCACAGACCCAGAUGAGUUUGAUCGUAUUUAUGAACCUCUGGAUGUGAAAAGCAAGAAGAUCCAUAUAGUGGACAGCGGCCUCACCUACAACCUUCCCUACCCUCUCAUCUUGCGGCCACAACGCACCGUCAACCUCAUCAUCUCCUUCGACUUUUCUGCACGACCCAGCGACUCCAGCCCCCCAUUCAAGGAGCUCUUGUUGGCAGAAAAGUGGGCUCGAAUGAACAAGCUUCCAUUCCCCAAAAUCGACCCCAAAGUCUUCGACCGCGAGGGCCUGAAGGAAUGCUACGUGUUCAAACCAAAAAAAGGAGAAAAGAACUGCCCGACUAUCAUCCACUUUGUCCUUGUAAACAUCAACUUCAGGAAAUUCAAGGCACCUGGUGUCCCCAGAGAGACUGAGAUGGAGAAGGAGUUGGCUGAUUUUGACAUCUUUGAUGACCCCGAGUCCCCAUUCUCCACUUUUAACUUCCAGUACUCCAACGAGGCCUUCACCCGACUCCACGACCUCAUGGAGUUCAACACUCUCAACAACCUGGAGGUGAUUAAAGAAGCUAUCAAGGAUUGCAUCGCGUCCCGGAAGGAUAGCCCCUCGGGCCUCUCGAUUCCCUUCUCCCUCAGUGCGAUCCCAAAAAAGAAGUUUCUGAAAAGAACCUGGAGCGCGAUGGAAAAUGAUAACCAGUAGCCCGAUCUGAGUCUUUGGAAAAGUGGACUUUAGGGAUUUGUUUUUAUUUUUUAUAGAUUCAGUCUUAAAGUAUAGCAUUUUCUUUUUGGAAAAAGCUAUCAUGUUGAUCUUUUCUCUUCUCCUACCUUUCAUUUUGUAAAGAACCUUCACGUUUACUGGUAAAUGCCUUAUGAUUGCAUUCAUAUUCAACAUAGUUGAAUCACCUGGGUUAUUUGCAGGACUGUGACUGCUGGGGAAGCUGUUGGUGUGUUGCUGUGACCACAAACUGCUGAUGUCCCAAUAUUUUCUGCUGGCUGUUAGAAAGACUGGAUGUUGAAAAUCAACACUUUAAACACUGCAGUGUGACUGGAUUGCUAAAAUCUGGCUCCAUCAGAAACAGGACAUUGUUUGUGGAUCCUUUCUUUUGUUUUUGACAUUUACUGAGAAUCCUUAGCAAUCUUUUAGUUCUUAAUGUGUGAAUGAAAUGCUCUUGAGAUAAUUUAAUUCACUUAAAUGCAUCAUGAGAACUUUUUACUCCAGCUGCAACAUUCCCAGAACAUGUUGAUGCCUCUUGAGUUCAGUUCAUGCUGCCUAGAUAAAAGAUGCAUUUGCAUUUUUCCUUUUUCUAAAUGUUACUCAGAGCUCAGCUGUGUGAAUGCAAUGUAAGAAACCUCACCUGUAGCUGUAACUCUUUGUCAGCUCAACUUUCCAUAUUGACAAGAUAUGCAAAUCACCAUGUUUCGUCUAAACAUGUAGUUUGAAAACAUGGACGAGGAGCUUGUAACCAUUGGUUUUUGUUUAAUGGCAACUCCUACACACGCCAAGUGCACCCUCUCUGGAUACCUCAAACAUCUCAAUGAUGCUUACUCACCUACAGGGAAGGUAGGGAGUGUCUCGUAUAAAAGCCACCAUUUUGGAAAAAACAAAACUUGAUGCCAUAGAAACGGCGUGCUUCCUCUCCCUCUCUAUCUCUAGGUGUGUUUAUUUUCCUGAUCAUGUUGUUUCAGGCUACAGGCAGAUUGUUUUUCACGGGCCAUUUCCUCCUCUCGCAAAUCAAACUGCUGCAAGACGCCUCCGACGCCCCUUUAUGAUGGUGGUGCUCAGGACAGGCUGGGUGGAGGUGGCGGGUGUGAGCACAAGACCCCCCUGCAGCAGUGGAGGCCUGGAAUCUGACACACUACACCUAUACCUGCAGGGGCCCACAGGCUGCACACAGAGCAGUGGAAUUUUACACUGAAGCACUUCCAACCCCUAUAUGCUUGUGUUUCAGCCCUGCUGGUUUAAAAGAAACAAGUGUUCUGCAGUAUUUCUGCAGAAAUUCCCCACCCAAGAACUUUUGCAACUUGCAUUUAUGCAGAUUUUUUUUCUUUUUUUUCUGAUUAUUUUUGUUAAGUUUUGCAUGUUCAUGUUUCCUGCAGUUCACAGCAUUGUCUUGUGUUUGGAAAGUUUUAAAUUCGCUUUCAUUUAUUCAAUACCCCUCAUAUCUGUCUGUCCCAUAUAGAGAGCCUACACGUUUCUGCAGUCCUCAAUCUAACAGCUGGAGUAGUUUCAGAGACCCAGAGGUUCAAACUCAGAAUGAAGAGCAUUUUUUUUUCUCUGUUUGUGUCUCUAUUUGUGUGUUGUUUAAGCUGGGACACACACGCAACUAAAAAAAGAAGAACAAAGCAUGUAAAGCCUCUCAUUAAGGUGAAGUGAUUGCACCUGAGGGGGGCGGUUCCUUUCCCACCGUGCCUCCGCUGUGAUCAUGUGAUCAGCCUUUAAGCUAAGCUGAGCGAACCAGCUGAAGCUUUAUAUGCAAAGACAGACAUGAGAUUGGUACCGAUUAUUCCGUUAAGGUGAUUUUGCAAAAAAAACAAAUAAGCACAUUCCCAAAAUGUUGAACGUUUAUACUCAAAGCAGCAAAACAAGCAAUCAUUAUUUUAUUUGACUUCUUGUCAAACUGUGAGCUUUCAUGUCACUCUUUUAUUUUUAUUUGUAGCAAAUUGUUAGUUAAUUUAGAAUGCAUACAUGAGCUGUAGCUAUUUUAUUUUCUAAUAUUUUUUGUCAAAUUACUUUUUUAUGAUCUUUAACAAUGUUUACAAACCUGUAAGAUGCUAAGCGGUCAGUUCUAAGGAAUCAAGACAAAAAUACUCCUGUGAUAAUUAACUGUUUGUAUAAUAACUGGCAAAGCAUGACAUACAUAAUGUUUAUGUGCAUUGUAAAAAAAGGACAAUAAUAAAAGAGAGAACUUA
This is a messenger RNA of Centropristis striata (black sea bass), 4803 nucleotides long. RefSeq names its product phospholipase A2, group IVAb (cytosolic, calcium-dependent) (gene pla2g4ab). The transcript is spliced from 19 exons. Gene Ontology annotation, biological process: glycerophospholipid catabolic process. Gene Ontology annotation, cellular component: cytosol; Golgi apparatus; nucleus. Bases 359 to 2593 code for a protein of 744 amino acids. Gene Ontology annotation, molecular function: calcium-dependent phospholipid binding; calcium ion binding. Lineage: Eukaryota; Metazoa; Chordata; Actinopteri; Perciformes; Serranidae. The record is from RefSeq and is a predicted model, not a curated record.